UACUGGGAGGUUCCUAUUCUACCACUUUGUGUGCUUUUUCCUCUUUCUUUCUCUUCCUAGAUUAGGGAGGAAAGACGUGACACAAGUAGUUGCUGCAGCCUCUCUGCCUCGCUGCACGCUGAGCUCAGAGUUCAUUCGUUUGCUGUUGUUUGUUGGUCAUUUCCCACAUAACAGCGUCCCAAGUGAGCCUGCUGUUAAUUGUUGGUUGGAUCAACCCUGUGUAUUUUUUUGGAUUUUUUUUUUCACUAAGUGCUUACAUUUUUCCAGCGUUUCCACGUCUUUAAGCAGCAGGUUACUUCAGCUUUCCCAAUCAUUAUCUGAGGAAUACUUGGCUAUUGUGUUCUAAUCGUUUUGUUUUUCCUGCACAGAGGAUGUUGCUAUCUGUAUUUUUUCCAGUAGUUUGUAGUUCAGGUUUUAUUUGAAGUUCAGCGCUGACACGGGAGCGAGGAAACGAGUUUAGUUACAACUCUCUGGACAUAUUCUUUAUAUUAUUUUUAACUGAUUUUUGUUUUGCUUACUGAGGAGGAUUAGUAGGUUUGUUUUUGUAUCUGGAUGUGAGACUUUGAGCCAUGCUGCUGCUGCUGCUGCUGCCACUGCUCUGCUUGCUACCUUCAGUGAAACAACAGACUCCUCCUCCUGGUCGAUGUGAUAUCCUGCAGAGGUUGGAGGUACAAACAGACUGCACUUCCUGUGCUGCUGCCAUCACUGCGAGCUGCCCCCGCGGCUUCAGCAGCACUGGCAUCACCAACUGCAGUUAUGUGGUGAACAUCGGCAGCAGGGAGCUGCAGCUGGAGGGAUGUCAGCACAUCUGUGUGAAGAACGUCAUGCAGCCAAAGUGCUGCCAACAGCACUGGGGACCGCUGUGUCUCUCCUGCCCCAGCUGGUCUGGGAAGACCUGCAACAAUAAUGGGGUCUGUCAGGAUGGAGACCUGGGCAACGGAACCUGCAUCUGUAAUGAUGGUUUCACUGGCUUUGCCUGUCAGGAGUGUAAGAAUCCAAAUGCUUAUGGAGAAAGGUGUGAUAAAGUGUGUGACUGUAAACAUGGAGUGUGUAAUAAAGGUCCUGAAGGUGAUGGAGAGUGUUUGUGUCAGCCACCAUACACUGGGAAGAACUGUGACCAAGAGAAUCGGAGGUGCAACAAUUGCAGCCCGUAUUCAUACUGUAAAGGAGAGGGAGACGCCGCCGUAUGUGAAUGUUUGCCUGGAUACAGGAAGACGCCACAGAACAAAUGCUCAAGUGUUUGUUCACAGAGGGAUUGUGACGUUAAUGCCCAGUGCUCCUCUCGGGGGUUAAAGGUCAGCUGCGCAUGUAAGCCCGGCUACCUGGGCGAUGGCAAAAUCUGUAUACCUCAGAACCCUUGCUUAGAUAACAACGGGGGCUGUCCCUUGAACUCCACAGUUUGUGUCUUCAAAGGAGCCAACAAGUCCAGCUGUGCAUGUAUGUCCGGCAUGUCGCCUAUAGGUGGCAGCCCUGAGUCUGGCUGUCAGCUCGUCUCCGCCUGCUCGGUGGACACCUGUGACCCCACAGCUCGCUGUCAGACUGAACUGAAUGGCGAACCCAGAUGUGUUUGUGAAGUGGAUCAGAUCAGUGAUGGUCGGAGUUGUUAUGGUAACCUGAUGGAGCGCGCCAUGGAGCUGGACCGGAGCGGCAGCUGGAGAGGAAACUUUACUGGAGCCAUUUCCAUGUUCGAGGCAGGCUGUCCACGUCUGCUGAAUCAUAACGGACCCUUCACAGCUUUCAUCCCCCUGCUGAAAUCACCUCUGCCUGACUUAAAUCAGGAGACAGUAUGUAAAAACCACCUGAUCCUGGGUCAGUACCUCUACAGGGAUCUGACUGGUCGAGACUUCAACCUGUACGGAGGAUCCAAGCUGAGGACCAAAGAAAACAAGAGGUUCAUCUUGCUGGACAACCCCAGAAAACUGUACUCUGUCAUCCAGCAAGACCUGCCAGCAUCCAAUGGGAUCAUUCACAUCAUAGACCAGCCCAUCACACCCACCGACUCCUCCCCUCGUGAUGAACAGUUUGCUGAUUUGACAGUUGGAGAGAUUCUGACUAAGGACGACAAGUACAACCGCUUCCUGUCUUUGGUUGAUAACUGUGGGGCGCCGCCACCGUUGCGGGGGCCAGGACCCCUCACUGUGUUCGUCCCCACCAACCAGGCUGUGGACCGAGCCCGAGAUGGCAGCAUCCUGUACAUGCUGAAUGAUGCCAAAUAUAAACUUCAGGAACUCCUCAGACACCACGUGUUUUCCCAGGCUGCGCUGACAGUUGAUGAUCUGAGCACACUCUCUCGGAUUCAGACGAUGGCAAAUCAGAUGGUCAAAAUCGCUGCAUCUGAGGACGGCGGGAUCGUAUUGGGUGAGAAGAGCAUCCGUUUGAUGAGCACCAACAUCGUGGCAUCCAAUGGAAUCAUACAUAUGAUUGAUGGGCUGCUGUACCCGCCCUCCAUCCUUCCCAUCAUGCCUCACCGCUUUCAGGGUCCUUGUGUUCACUGCAGUUACCUCUCUGCGACCCAGUGUCCAGAAGGCAGCACCGAGCUGGGUAGUCAUCUGAGCGACUGCGAGUACGUCACAUCUCCUCUCAGGCCAUCGCUCAGCAAAGGCUGCGCCAAAUACUGCAACACCACCAAACAGGUAGCAAAGUGUUGUAAAGGUUUCUAUGGUCCGGACUGUAAGCCCUGCAUCGGAGGAUUUCAGCAUCCAUGCUACGACAAAGGAACUUGCUCUGAUGGUAUCCAUGGUAAUGGCUCAUGUAGCUGUCAGGCAGGCUGGACGGGUAUUGCCUGCCACAUCUGCUCAGAUCCAAACAAACAUGGUGUGAACUGUGAUGAAGAUUGCCGCUGUGUUCACGGAACGUGUGAUAACCGACCAGGCAGCGCUGGUGUGUGUCGGAGAGGUUCUUGUUUGGAGGGAUUCUCCGGGGACCUGUGUGACAAGACGGCCAUGCCGUGCAACGCAGACGGACUGCUGCAGCAUUGUCACAUCCACGCAUACUGUAAUCAGACAGGACUGGCUAUUACGUGUGUAUGUAAGGAUGGAUAUGAGGGUGACGGUCACUCCUGUACUGCCAUCAACCCCUGUCUGAAGAGUAACCGAGGAGACUGCGACACCAAUGCUGAGUGUGUGUAUGCGGGUCCAGGUAAUGCUUCAUGUGUGUGUGCUGAGGGCUGGACGGGUGAUGGCAGAGUGUGUGUGGAGAUCAACAACUGUCUGCUGGAGAGUCGAGGAAGCUGCAGCACCAACGCGGACUGUAAACACAUCGGACCCGGACAGAGUGACUGUGUUUGUAAAACUGGAUACAUGGGCAAUGGAAAGGUGUGUGUCCUCACCAACCCCUGCCUAAAAAAAACGGAGGCUGCCAAAUUAGCAUCCUAUAAUUCUCUCUCUCUCUUUCUCUGUGUGUGUGUGUGUUUUUUGUUUUUUGUAUGUCAGGCAAAGUGUGAGAAGACAGAUGGUGGAGGUCACACCUGUACCUGUCCUGACGGCUACGCUGGAGACGGAAACAUUUGCUACGGAUCAUUACUUGACGAGCUGGAGUUGAAUGUAAAGAUGUACAGUUUCUACCGGCUGACUCAGCGUUUCAGUCAUGCCUUUGAGGACCUGGAUGGGAACUUAACUGUGUUGGUGCCUACUGGAGACGCUCUCAGGAACAUGAGUAAAGCUGACAACUUAUUCUGGAACACCCGACACCACCUGCCUUACUUUCUGCGGGCCCAUGUGUUGAAGGGGAUCUACUCUGUGGAAGAUCUGGGCAGUAUGGUGGGCAAAAGACUGCCAACUCUAAACCUACCCACUCAGUGGGAGAUCAGCAACAGCAGUGGGGUCAUCCAAAUUGGAAAAGCAUCCAUCCUCACCCCCAACCUACCUGCGAUCAAUGGCUAUCUCCACUUCAUAGACAAGAUUCUGGCUCCGCCUCUCUCAGACCUCCCACCUGAGCCUCCCACACUUAUGGCUUUCCUAAACUCCUCUUCCAACUUCACGCUUUUCAGAGAGUAUGUUCUGAUGUACAACCUGUCUUCAAAUCUUACUGAGUCAUUUACACUUCUGCUGCCAACAGAUGAGGCUAUAAGGCAGCAUCUUAGCAGGACUAACACCUCCAUCCUGGACUCUGAUAUGUUCAAGUACCAUGUGAUUCUUAAUGAGCUGCUCUUCCCUGACCGCUUGCCUGAUGGCACACUGAAAAGCACUCUGCUUGGAACUGAGUACCAGGUCCAGUUCCACUUGGACAACAACAACCAGACAGUUGUGAAUGACAUUCCUCUUGACGGGAGCGUCACAGUAACCCAGAACGGAGUCAUCAUAACGCUCCCUCAGGUCCUCAAAGUCCGCCGCAACAGAUGCAGCAAAAUGACCUACCUGCAGGUCGAGGGAAGAUGUACAGACUGUAAUGGACCACCCCGAUGCAUUUUCUAUCACAAACCAAUCAAAAAACAGUUUCCAGCCAACAUGCAACCCAACUGUAGGUACAGGAAGCGGGUCGGAUCCAGGAGGAAGUCUGUGCUGGGCUGUGUCAUCAAAUGUCUCCGGACCACUAUGGAUCACUCCUGUUGCCCCGGUUACUAUGGCCACGAGUGCUUCAAAUGCCCCGGAGACGUCGGCAGCUGGUGCUCCAAUCACGGGGAGUGUCAUGAUGGUAACCAUGGCAAUGGCGAGUGCCAGUGCUACGAGGGUUUCCAUGGAACUGCGUGUGAGGACUGUGAGCCGGGGAGAUACGGAGUUAACUGCUCCUCCAAGUGUAAUUGUGCCAACGGGAAGUGUGAGGAUGGUCUGACAGGAAGUGGCAGGUGUGUGUGUUAUAAAGGCUGGAAAGGAGCCUCCUGCUCUCUAGAGAUCAAAGAUGACGCCUGUGGAGGUGUGUGUGACGAAAACGCCAAGUAAGUCAAUGUGUCCUCAGUUGCUGUGUUUCAUGAUGGUAACAGCACAAGCACAAAAAACAACAAAUAUUAUAUUUACUGACCAUAAUAUUCUUUUUGAACUCAGUGCUACCCAGUACAGUUAGGCUUAAAUUUUAAUUCUGCACACCUCAUUAAUAGUCAGGUUUUGAUAACAUGGUCCAAAAGGGGGUUAAUAUCCAUUAUAGGCAUAUUUGCAGAUGCAUAUAGCCUUUAACCUGCCAGCUCUGCACUUUAAAGUCUGUGGGAUGUCCAAUUAAGCUCAUGUGAGAGCACCACAGGUAACUGUCCAAACAGAGAAUUCCCAUCAUAGUAACGGGAACGUGGAUGAAGCUCUUUCUGCAGGCUCCAUGUGAGAAAGCUGUGGGAAAUUAGUGAUAAUAUUAUUAUAAUAUUAUUAGCUGCCUUUUCUCUGCUUGGGCCAGGCAAGUAAAUGAAUGUUGCUGGUUGAUAUUGGUGUUUAAGACACCUAUAUCAACCAGCAACCAUGCUAGGUUGUUGGUUUUAAGAAAAUGAGGUUUGUUCUGAGUUUAACUAAUCAGCAUUGAACCUUGGCAGUUUUUCAGAGCUACUCACUUUUUACUCUUUACUCUACAUCAGCGGUCCCCAACCCCCGGGCCUCGGACCGGUAGUGGUCCAUGAGUCGUUUGGUACCGGGCCGCAAGAGUUGAGGCUCAGGUGUG
This is a messenger RNA of Haplochromis burtoni (Burton's mouthbrooder), 5574 nucleotides long. It is a transcript of the gene stab1, whose product is annotated as stabilin 1. The coding region runs from base 570 to 4877 and encodes 1435 amino acids. Lineage: Eukaryota; Metazoa; Chordata; Actinopteri; Cichliformes; Cichlidae. The record is from RefSeq and is a predicted model, not a curated record. The transcript has 40 exons.